GAUGGAGUAGGUGCUAAAAUAGCUGACAAGAUAGAUGAGUUCUUAUCCACUGGAAAACUACGCAAACUGGAAAAGAUUCGACAAGAUGAUACAAGCGCAUCUAUCAAUUUCCUGACACGAGUUACUGGCAUUGGUCCUGCUGCUGCUAGGAAGUUUGUCGAGGAAGGAAUUAAGACCUUAGAAGAUCUAAGAAAAAAUGAGCACAAGCUGACCCAUCACCAGCGAAUUGGGUUGAAAUAUUUUGAAGAUUUUGAGAAAAGAAUCCCAAGGGAAGAAAUGCUGCAAAUGCAGGAAAUUGUGCUGAAAGAGGUGAAGCAGCUGGACCCAAACUAUAUUGCUACAGUCUGUGGCAGUUUUAGACGAGGCGCAGAGUCAAGCGGCGAUAUGGAUGUUCUCCUAACCCAUCCAAGUUUCACAUCUGAAUCAUCCAAACAGUCAAAACUUCUGCGUCAAGUUGUAGAACAACUGGAAAAAGUCCACUUUGUCACAGAUAUGCUGUCUAAAGGUGACACCAAGUUCAUGGGUGUCUGUCAGCUGCCAGAUAAAGAAGAUGGAACAGCCUAUCCACAUAGGAGAAUUGAUAUCCGGCUUAUCCCCAAAGAUCAGUAUUACUGUGGUGUACUGUAUUUCACAGGAAGUGAUAUAUUCAAUAAGAACAUGAGAACUCAUGCUCUGGAAAUGGGCUUCACGAUCAAUGAGUAUACAAUCCGUCCCUUGGGUGUCACUGGAGUUGCUGGGGAGGCCCUACCAGUAGAAUGUGAAAAAGACAUCUUUGACUAUAUCCAGUGGAAAUACCGAGAGCCAAAGGAUCGGAGUGAAUAACUGCUUGUCUAGGUUUGUAACCUAGAGAGGUGUUUUCGUACCUUCUUAUGAACAUACAAAGUGCAUAUUCUUUCUUUGGAUGUUACUGCAAAAAGUGUACAUUACUGAUGUUUAAAGUAAGUCCAUGGCACUAGCACAGAAU
This is a messenger RNA of Fulmarus glacialis (Northern fulmar), 964 nucleotides long. RefSeq names its product polymerase (DNA directed), beta (gene POLB). Gene Ontology annotation, cellular component: nucleus. The record is from RefSeq and is a predicted model, not a curated record. Gene Ontology annotation, molecular function: DNA-directed DNA polymerase activity; DNA binding. The annotation marks the transcript as partial. The transcript has 11 exons. Lineage: Eukaryota; Metazoa; Chordata; Aves; Procellariiformes; Procellariidae. Gene Ontology annotation, biological process: double-strand break repair via nonhomologous end joining.